AUGAGUUCAAGAAAUAAAGGUAUUGUGAAGCCUUGUAAUUCAUCAGCAAAGCAGAAAGCUAUAUGUGAAACAAGUACUACACUGACGGUUGAUGAUAUAAAUGUAGGCGUAGAAGAUAUGGGGUUGAACUCUGAUAAAAAAGAUGGAUGGGUAAUGUGUUCUAGAAAGUCCAAGAACAAGGGUGGAAGUGGCAAUGUUGGGAAGAAUCAAUGGAUUCCUCAGAAUCCCACUCUAAAAACCAAGCUGGGAAUAUCUAACAAUAUUGUUGGAUCGUCGGGACAGGAGAAUGCUAUACCAACACCUGCUGCAGUUACUCCUGCCCUGAAGAAUGGUUGGGAUUGGUCAUCUGUCGCUCGUUCCAAUGAGGACCAAGAUACUUAUUCUCCUGUUGCUGAUGAUGUCAAGGCACAUGAUGGGAAGGAUAAUGAAUUGGAUUUGCCUGAUGAUGACAGUGAUGACGAGCUUCCGAGUGAUGACGAGCUUGAGGAUCCAAAUGUGAAUGAAAUGAGUUAUGAGGCGUGCAAGAAAAGUCCUUGGUUCAAGAACCUUUUCGAAUGUCUUGACAGUUUGACUGUCACUGAGAUUAAUGAUCUGGAACGACAGUGGCACUGCCCUGCAUGCAAAGGUGGUCCGGGUGCAAUUGAGUGGUUUCCACGGAUACAGUCAAUGAUGAUCAACUCAAAAACAAAAGGAUUUAGGAUGAAAUUACACAGACAACUUGCUCAACUUUUGGAGGAGGAGCUGCGUCAGAGGGGAACUUCUGUUGUACCUCCUGGUAAAGUGUAUGGAAGAUGGGGUGGCGUCGAAUUUGAAGAUAAGGAAAUUGUGUGGCCACCGACAGUGAUUAUAAUGAACAUGGUGCUUGAAAAAGAUGAAAAUGACAAGUGGAUUGGAAUGGGAAAUCAGGAGUUGCAUGAUUAUUUCAGCUCUUAUGCUGCUGUCAAGGCCACCCGAAGUUCAUAUGGUCCACAAGGCCAUCGUGGUGUGAGUGUAUUGAUUUUUUAG
Molecule: messenger RNA, 1005 nt
Organism: Nicotiana tabacum (common tobacco)
Lineage: Eukaryota; Viridiplantae; Streptophyta; Magnoliopsida; Solanales; Solanaceae
Product: protein SUPPRESSOR OF GENE SILENCING 3-like
Biological process (GO): defense response to virus; regulatory ncRNA-mediated gene silencing
Source: RefSeq, a predicted model, not a curated record